UAUCGCCAAGCAGCAGCGGGAACUUAGUUCCCUUAUCUAGGGCGGCCAGGAGGACGGCUGUCUGAAGGGCACAGGGAAAUCAGAGGCGGGGUACAGGGAAGCGGGAGGAGGAAACAACUUCCUAGUUCCUCUCAGAGGCUUAAGAAACACUCAAGGGUCUGGGGGAGCUUUCAAGUUGCUUUAUUUCGGGGAGUCCCCGAGAACUGUGACUGGUGAGGUAGAGCUACCAGGGGGAUAAAGAGUGGUUUCUUUUGCCCUUAACGGUCAGGACCGUCUGUUCCAAAGGAAGCUGGUCUCUCAACUGUCCCGGGCCAUUCCCACAGCAACUCAGAUGGUGGGUCAGGAGGCUGUGCCCUUCUCCGCAGAAACUGGGUCAAGUGGGCAGCCUGAAGAUGGCUAAUCACACGUCCACAGAGGAUGACUAUGAUGUCCUCAUAGAGGACGAUCUGAAGAACAACGAGAUAGAACAAUGCGACCAAUAUGACAACAAGAUUCUCUCAACCCAGCUGGUGCCACCCCUCUACACGAUGGUGUUCAUACUUGGUCUCCUGGACAAUCUCUUGGCUGUGCUUAUCCUGGUAAAACAUAAAGGACUCAAAAAAGUGGGAAAUAUCUAUUUCCUAAACUUGGCACUUUCUAAUUUGUGUUUCUUGGUCACCCUGCUGUUCUGGGCUCACUCUGCUGCCCGUGGGGGGAUUCUCGGCGAUCCCAUGUGUCAAAUUCUUGUUGCGCUCUCCUCUGUAGGCCUAUACAGUGAGGCGUUUUUCAAUGUCCUUCUGACUGUGCAAAGGUACCUGGUGUUUUUUGAUGUGGAGACCCUUUCCUUGGUGCCCUGUGGCAUCAUCACAAGUAUCCUGGCAUGGAUAACAGCCGUUCUGGUCUCUUUGCCAGAAUUCAUGUUUUACAAACCUCAGAUGGAAAGCCAGAAAUACAAGUGUUUCUUUAGCAAACCUCAUUUCCUGCCAGCUGAUGAGACCUUCUGGAAUCAGUUUCUGACCUUGAAGAUGAACAUUUUGGGACUUCUUUUCCCACUGUUUGUUUUUAUAUUUUGCUACGUGCGAAUGAGAAAGACACUAAGGUUUGGGGUGAGCAACUAUGACAUUUACAAGCUUGUUUUUGCCGUAAUGGUUGUUUUCCUUCUGAUGUGGGGACCCUACAAUGUUGCGCUUUUCCUGUCUGCUUUCAAAGAAUACUUCUCCCUGCAAGGCUGCAGGAGCAGCUACAACCUGGACAGAAGUGUUCAGAUCGUGAAAAUCAUCGCCACCACCCACUGCUGUGUCAACCCGCUCCUCUACGUGUUUCUUGACAAGGAAUUUAGGAGACAUCUCUGCCACCUUUGCUAUUGGUGUAAUAACACUCCACUGCAACCCACUAAGAGACCCACACAACAUACACAACAGCACAGGGAAGAAGAGGACCCAUCUACUGAAGUGUAAACUAGCCUCCAUCAGAGGAAGGAUAAAUGAACAUCGAUUUUUGUCUCGUU
Molecule: messenger RNA, 1486 nt
Organism: Diceros bicornis minor
Lineage: Eukaryota; Metazoa; Chordata; Mammalia; Perissodactyla; Rhinocerotidae
Gene: CCRL2
Product: C-C motif chemokine receptor like 2
Exons: 2
Coding region: 393-1436 (347 amino acids)
Biological process (GO): inflammatory response; G protein-coupled receptor signaling pathway; immune response
Cellular component (GO): cytoplasm; membrane
Molecular function (GO): chemokine receptor activity
Source: RefSeq, a predicted model, not a curated record